UAAGUGCACAAAGGGCAAAUUAGCAUAACAAUGGAAGAUGACGUAAUAGUUAAUUUGCAUAACAAUGGAGUGUAUGAAUGGCAAGAUGACGUCACACGAUGAAUAUUCAUGAGUAGAACAAUGGAUAAACAAAGGGAACAAUGGGAGACCUCCUCGUGAAAGUAGGUGCACAAUAGAGGGUGUAAUGAAUAUGCAUGAACAGUCGAAAAUGAAAGUAAGUGCACAAUAGAGGGUGUAAUGAAUAUGCAUGAGCAGUCGAAAAUGAAAGUAAGUGCACAAUAGAGGAUCUCAUGAAUAUGCAUGAGCAGUCGAAAAUGAAAGUAAGUGCACAAUAGAAGGUGUAAUGAAUAUGCAUGAGACAGGGUUGGUGACAUGUCCAAGGUAUGUUACCUAGCAACAAGAUAAACAAAAACCUAGCAACAAGGUAAACACAACUGAUGAGAUGUAUUUUUAACCCAGUUCUAUUGUUCGAAGGUUAAAAUUAGAAACGGGAACGAAUGAAACAAUAGGAAAACUUGAAUAGUUGCUUGAGAACGGGAAAACAUAGCAACGUUGUUUGGGCAAACAGCAAAGCACGCGCUCCGCAGUUUUCUUCCACACGAUUGGUGGAAAUGUUUAUGACGUUGCUUAGGCUUACAAUCUCAUUGGUCAUGUCAAACACGUGAUCCUCUGCGUAGCAACGUGAAGUAUGUCAUAUAAGCGGGAAAUUUGAAAUUCUCCUCAUUUUACGACACACCACCUGUACAACCGCACGUAUCGCAGCUGUCAGCAAAUUUCUGUUACAGUUUCUAUCAUACCCUACCAUGACGGAUAUUUCAAAUGCCUGUGGAAGCGUAUUCGAAGCCGAACUCAAGCUGGCCUCCAAAGAAUUGCAAGAGGGAUGGCAGGUGGGGUUUAGUUCGCGAGAGAACAAGGCCUAUUAUUUCAAUACUUCGACGGGUGUUACGCAGUGGGAAAGUCCGUCCCCAGCAAUAGAAGAGGAAUCCGACAAAGACAGUAACACGGUGACAAGAUUGUCUCAACACCCUCCAUCUAUGGAGCAGAGACCAAUACUGCCUUCUAUGCCAGCAGGUCUGCACCCACCCCCAACACCAGUACCUGCCCACCACACUAAAGAUAUCUUCCGCUUCCCCGAAGGGACACCCACGCCAGUCUCCACACCGGAUAAGAGGAAAGCAUCCACGUCCGUUGAGAACGCGGAGAAAGACCACGCUGCAGCAAAGAAGGCAAGGAAGCAGCUGAAGCUAGACAUUCCAGCCAAUAUCCCAGAAGCCCCGAGGAAAGAAGUCGAUAACGACGGAAAAGUUGAAGGAUUCCCGGAAGAUGUCCACGCCGUUCCUCUAGGGGAAAAUGGCAAGCGAUUCAUGAAGAUACUGGAGGGAUUCGUAGUAGUAGAGCUAUUCCGAAAGAUCUCCAGCUUGAUGAUACCGAGCCAGGCAGAUUGUGACGGUUGCCUCCAUCACUAUCCAUCGUCCUACCAUGCAUGUCUAAACUACAAAAUGCCUUAUCACUGGAACAAUAUAACGAUCUCUGAACUUAUUGAACCAGGGGCUGUAAAGGUAUUCAGGAAAAUUGAUAAAGGAAAACUGUUAAAGGAAUGGAAAGUAUUUUAUGCCCACAUUGCAACGGAUCAGAGUGAUGUCUUUCUCUGUCCAACUGGUACGUGGAAUACACUUGUAAGGGAACUCCUUGUCAAAUAUGUUGAUGAUGUGGACUAUUUCCUAAAUACCUAUGAGCAAUGGUAUGAGAAAACCCCCAGUUUUGAUUGCGUUAGGCAUCAGGAUAUUGUAGAUCUGUACAAUGUUAAGGAUAGGAAAUUUGAAUCCCCAUCCUUUGAUGAUGAUAUUCGUGAGAUGUAUAUCGAUAAAUUAGACGAUGAUUCUGAAGCAUCCGAGGAAGAGGAAGGGGAAGAAGAAUAUACCAUAUCCCCUCAGCGUCUUGAUUUUUAGAUGUCAAUAAACUGUAAAAUCUUCAAUCUCUAGAUCAUAUUUAUGGCAAGUGUUUGACUAUUAUGCAUUUAUAUGUUGUAAGAUAAUCGUGUGGAAAUGCGAAUGACCUAUUUGAAAGAUUCAUGUAAAUAGAGUAAAUACAUGUAAUAAAGUUACC
Molecule: messenger RNA, 2106 nt
Organism: Lytechinus variegatus (green sea urchin)
Lineage: Eukaryota; Metazoa; Echinodermata; Echinoidea; Temnopleuroida; Toxopneustidae
Exons: 3
Coding region: 804-1949 (381 amino acids)
Molecular function (GO): protein binding
Source: RefSeq, a predicted model, not a curated record